This is a messenger RNA of Maniola jurtina (meadow brown), 4630 nucleotides long. Its product is annotated as F-box/LRR-repeat protein fbxl-1-like. Bases 290 to 1351 code for a protein of 353 amino acids. Gene Ontology annotation, cellular component: SCF ubiquitin ligase complex. Gene Ontology annotation, biological process: SCF-dependent proteasomal ubiquitin-dependent protein catabolic process. The transcript has 2 exons. Lineage: Eukaryota; Metazoa; Arthropoda; Insecta; Lepidoptera; Nymphalidae. Gene Ontology annotation, molecular function: protein binding. The record is from RefSeq and is a predicted model, not a curated record.
UACCAUUUACCAUGAACGUCAUACAAAAAUAGUAUCAAGUCAAGAUGAAAGUUAUUUUUAAUAUUUCUUUUUAAAAACUGUAUUAAAUGAAUUGUUCCUCUAUUUACAAUGAAUAAUAUAACCACGCACGAAGAAAUUAACUUCCUAAAGGAUCCCUCCAAAUUGUGAAUAUCGUUACAAACAGAGUUUACAUAAAUUAUGAUUUUAUUAAAGCAAACAGUAAAAUAUUCUCGAAUAGGAAGCAAGGUAAUUUCGAGGACUACGGAGAGGUGGGGCACUGUGAGUGAAAAUGGUGCACCUCGAGAUGACAGGAGUGCAGCCGGGCUCUCACUCCCUCACUAUCAAUGAUCUGCCAAAUGAAUUACUUAUCUACAUCUUUUCUAUGAUUGAUUUUGAAUCGGUCCUGGCCGUGGCUCAGGUAUGCGUGAGAUGGCAGCAGCUCUGCCUGACGCCUUGCAUUUGGGAGAACACACGCCUCAUUGUAUGCAUGAAGAAUUAUGUGAGAGUAAGUGACAGCGUUGUGCCCUUUGUGGCUAAAUAUUUAAAGAAAGUAAAACUACAGUAUUUCAAGUUGUAUUCUCAAGUCAGAGCUUCUCUAAUAAGCUACUGUCCUAAUCUAACCCAUCUAGAAAUAAGUAUAUCCCUGGUUGAUAGUUGUAUCUUUGACGACUUGGGCCACUGGCCCAACUUGAAAUUCCUGAGCUUUCGCAACUCAUUGAUAGCACAAACUGCUGAAAACGCUAAUGGAAAUUUUGUGUAUCACUUACCAUUUGAGAAGCUGAAGUAUUUGGAAACUCUGAUUUUGUCCAACUUUGCAUUGACUCACAGCAGUUUGUACAGCAUGCUACAAUGUGUUAAUCUAGUGAGUAUCAAUAUGGAAAAAAUGAAGAAUAUACCCGCCGACUUCCUGGAGUCCCUCCUUCUAACAAAGCAGACAACUUUAAGAGCCUUGCACAUUUAUGGGGACAUACUAAAUGAUGAUAUUAUAUCUUUAAUAUCCAAAUGUAAGGCCCUGCAAGUUUUACACAUUAUGACAUGCAAAACUCUCUUUGACUCUAGUCUGUUGCAUUUAUACAGGCUAAAAAGUUUGAGAUCGUUGAAAUUACGCCACGGUUAUUUCUCAACGAAUGCCUUAUUGGCAUACUUCUCAAAGAACUUAUUCCAACAUCUAACAUACCUCAGUCUCUCUAGAUGUCUCCAUGUCACCAUGCAAGUAGCUAAGGUCAUCAAAACUAGUGCCCCUAAUUUGAAAGAGCUGUCCUUCUAUUUAUGCCCAUUUAUAGUAGCCGGAGAUUUCAAGAGGGCAGAAUUGGAAAGAAUGUAUAAUAAAAUAGAGUUACUACUUGAUUGAAAUGGUUGUAAAUUAUGCCUAUUCCACACUGAAUCAUUUGACAAGCCCUGCAAUCAAAUUGCAUGUAAUUUGUGUGUGAGUGAAUUAGUUGGUAGAUUUAUUGCCAACUGCUCUCCACAUGAGAUGAUUUGAUUGGCAACUUGAGUAAAUUGCCAAAUGAAUUGUACCAUGUUGAAUAGGUUUUAUAUAUUAUUAUAAAAGCAGCUUAGGUAUCCGUCCACACUGAAACAAUACAAUAAAAUAAUUAAAUUGUUACUUUUACUGAAUUUUAUAAAAGUUAUAAUUUUAUACAUUUUAGACGCAACUUACAUUGAUACAUAAUAAUCGAUUGAGUAUAAUGGAAAGUGAACCACAAUACAUAAAAUUAUUAUAUGUACUAUGUUUUUAAAUUGUGUAUUGAGGAAAGUAAAGAAAACACAUGACCAGAUAGCAUGGGUUCUAGGAUGUGCAAUAUUUUUGCAUAAUAAUUAUAUUUUAUACUAGUGGUAAUCUAAGAUACUAGAUAAACUAUGUUAUAGUUUACAUUUACAGUAAGUGCAUGCUUGUGGUAUAAAAAUUUAUAUAAAUGAAAAUAUUAAACAAUGUUCCCAUUCUACAUUAAGAAAAAAGUAUGUCCUUCUCAAAUUAUAAAAAAUGAAAUAAAAGUAAAUAUAAAAUAUUUCAAUAAUUUGAAAAGGGCAUGGUGCCCAAAGCUGUCCCAUAAGAAAAUUGGGGAAGCACCUUCACUAAAGCAUUGGUUGUUAAAACAGUGUGAUUUAGACACUUUAGUAUUCUAAAUACUUAUAGUAUUAUAUAGUACUACUUCUAAAAUUAUGUAUAUCUGUGAAUAAUAAUAAUAAUUAAUUAUUUAUCUCACAGUAAAAAAAGCUGACAUGUAUAAUUCUAGUAUUUAACAUUAAUUUGAUAGAAUUUGUAUUAGAUAUAUUUUCUUUUACAGUAUGCAUUUUGAAAUUGGCACACUACACUGUUAGGCUAGACACACAUCAGUGGUUAAAUGACAGUCUGGUCAAAUAGCCGCCUUGAUGCAUCAUACGGCAAUUUUACAUGUUUCUUUUGACACCAAACUCAAACACAUUCGUCUAAAUGGGAAAGUGUGUUUAUCUGUUACUUACCUUUUCACCUGAAACGGUUUUGACGAAAAUUGGCAUAGAAAUGUCUUGGGUAAUGAGCUGAAUAUAUGGACACAGUGCUAUUUAUACAUUUUUAUAUUUUAUACUAGAAUUAUACUAAUAUUUUGGCUUUAAUAUUGUUACUGUGAUGUUUUGUAGUCAAUUAUAACUCAUGUGCCUUAAAAAGGAUAAAAUAUUAUUUAUUGGCUUCUAGAAUCUAGAUACCUACCUAAGUAUAUAAAAAGUUGAUACAUUGGCGCUGAUUCUGUUGUCUUUCUCUAAACUAAAUUUAGAGUGGGCAUCUGCAUCUUUUUCUUUUUGAUAUUGCUAAAAAAGGACGGAACAUGAAUUUUACAAAAGGAUUCUGCGUGCGCUACGCUACAAAUUUAAAAAAUAUGUUCGCGACUGGCCGCUAAACUCAUGGGUUCGACAGCUCAAAUUAAAUUUAAAACUGUCAAACUGUUUCUGUCCUUUUCACAUAAUAUUAGUAAGAAAAGGAUGCAAAUACUCUAAAAUUUAGUUGUGCUCAGAAUCAGUACCAUUAUGUUGGAUAAAAUUAAGUUUUAGAUGAUUAGAUACCUACCGAAUAAGAUGAAUAUUUUGGUAUAAGAUUAAUAAAAGUCCUGAAGUAUUGAGCUCAUCGCACACUGCUGCAGACUGCUCCAUAAUUUUGCAUCACUUUAGUUAUAGAAAAUGUAAUAGGCAAAUUUGCUAUGCGGUGCGGCUUGUACCAAUGUGUGUGAGUCUUAACUUUUAAAAAUAUUAUUGUAUAGUGAAAAAUCAUUGAAUCGAAAAUGUUCAUGCUCAUUUUAGGACAAACUUGUAUUAAAAAUUGUUAAUGUAAACCCACUCGAAUUAUUACGCUCAGUAUGAUAAAUAUAAUUGCUUAGUGUUAUUUAUGCUAAUUUUAUUUAGUCUAAGACCUGGUGAAAGAUUUUGAGGAGGUACUUUAUAAAGUCGAGUUAUGCUAUAUAAGUAUAUAACCAAGCAUUUAACGUGGUUAAUUCUAUUGGACACAAUCUGUAAACUGACAGAUCUAAAUAUAAUGCGAUAUAUAAUCUUUUUCCGAGGGGAACAUUCUGAAAGUGUUACAAUUUGUAACACUUUCAGAAUGCUUACAAUACAUAUAAUUCUGUAAUUUUAGCUAAUUAGCCACAUUUUAAAUUGAUAUAGAGAUGAAGGUACUAUCAUAAUUAUGAAACUUCUUGGUUUUAGUAUCUAUAGUAAUUGGCAAAUACGAGCAUCACUAAAAUAAGGCUGAGGUUUGACUGCCUAACUUAGCCCAGUGGUGAAUGUUGAUAUUGUAACUGGGAGGUUCCAGGUUCGAUUCACUGCAGGGACAAUUUGGAAAUUUAUAAUUUCUUAAUUUGGUCUGGUCUGGUCUUGUGAGACAUGCCUGUAGCAAUACUGCCAACUGCCAAGUGGUAGGUAGAUUUAAAAUUAAAAUCCAUAACAUCAUGAAUAUAAUUAAGACUGGCUGGCAAGUGUUCCCGAAUUAAAUUUUGGUGAGGGAAGUAGAUACAGUAUAAAUAUAGCUUUUAACAAGUACCUCUCAAUAUUUCCCACCAGCUCUUCGAAUAUAUGAUGGCGGCCAAACAUUGGUCCCGGAAAACUUAAGGUACCUACUUUGUAUUCUAUUCGUUGUAUGAGUUGACCUCAGAAUUUUAAUUUAUUUGUAUUCUCGAAAAUUAAUAGUAUUUUGGAAUAGUUUGUAAUUCUAAAGGCGGAAUCAUACUCAUAACACGCGACGCUUUCCGACAGCAACUUAUUUGAAAGCUCGAGUUCAUCCAUAUAUCUACCCGCUAGCACCUCCAGAGGAAGCUUUGUGCAAUUAAAAUGAGCAGUGCUGAAUAUGCGGCUUUAAAUAAAGGGUUAUUAGGUCCAUUUUACUCUGACUUUAUUACGUUUAGAUACUCGAAUUCUAUCAACAUUGCCGAGAUGUCAAAUCCCAUACUAAGCAUACAGGUUGGAUUUAAACUCGCGUCGCGUUGUGAGUGUGCUCCUGUCUUAUCGUAAAACGUAAUGUAAGAUUAAUUUCACUUGACAAGUUGUAAACUAAAAAUUUAGUGUCUACUUAUAAAGGUGUGUGUAUAAAACAAGUAUUUUAUAGUUCUAUUGUUUGUGCUAUUAUUUUACCAUACACACAUUAAAUUGUAAUUAUUUGGAUUAU